AUGGCUUCAUUUCCCACGUGCACAUGGCCUCAGUGCACACGUGUCCCUCAUCUUGCUCCAUCCGUUACAGUCACGCAGUUUCCCCGCAAUGCCAAUGACAGACGUCGCAUCAGGGCGACUGCGAGCAGCAGCGGGAAGAGCGGAGGCGGAAGCGCAGGGGGACGCGGAGGGGGAAGAGAGGGGAAGGGGGGAGAUGCGGAGUGGGUAACAGGGGGUUCGUGGUUCGAAUUUGACACCGAUUCCCUCGCCGUGACGUCAGCUCCGCCCGACGAUGACGUCAGCCUGACUGGCGAUACCAGGGACACGCCUCGACCGUCGGAUCCGAAAAUCAGCGCCAAGCCCUCCGCGGGGGAGGGGGGGGGCUCUGGGCGGCAAGAUCCGUCGGACGCGGGCGGCUCAGCGUCAAGGUCGGCGGCUGGAGGGCGGCUGGGCGGCAGGUUGGGCGGACGGCGCGGCGGCAGGACCGGCGGGGACCGCGGCGGCAGGACCGGCGGGGACCGCGGCGCACGGGGCGGGGGGAGGGGCGGGGGAAGGAGCGGGGGCUUGAAAGACGCGGAGCUGGCGGAAAUCAUGGCGGCGGUUAGGCGAGCGGACGCGGGGGCAAGAGAGGGGGAGCGGGGGGAAGAGUGGGGGGAAGAGUUGGGGGCGAAUGGCGGAGGAGGCGGGGGAACGGGGGACGUGGAGCGAGUGAGAGAGGUGCAUUUCAGCGGAUGCAUUAAUGAGUCGUACGCUAUAAGCUACAGGCGGGGGGAAACGGGAGGGGAGAGGGGGGACGGUGGAGAGAGGGGUGGGGAAGGGGGAGAUGGGGGCCUGAGGACGCACGUUCUCCCAUUUUCCAGCAUCAUCCCUCUGUUCCCUCCGUCCGUCCCCAUGCAUUCGCCCAUGCCUUUCCCUAAACCCCUCUCCUUUAAGCCCCUCUCUCCAUGCCUAAACCUCAUUCACAGCUUCUUCGUUUCCCCCAUCUUUCCACAUCCCUAUCACCCAUCCUUCCUCAUCCCUAUCACCCAUCCUUCCUCAUCCCUAUCACCCAUCCUUCCUCAUCCUAUCACCCUUCCUUCCACACCCCCCUCGCCUGCCAGCCUGUCAGCAAUUGCAGCAACGGAGACCGUGCGAGUGCCUCAGCCAAUCCUCCUACUUCCCACCCCUCUCCACCCCUCUCCACCCCUCUCCACCCCCAUCCCCCCCAUCCCCAACCCCUCCCACUCCCCCUCGCCUGCCAGCCUGUCAGCAAUUGCAGCAACGGCGACUGUGCGAGUGCCUCAGCCAAUCGCAACAGGGGACUUUCGAACCGCCUCCUCCUCCUCCUCCUCCUCUUCUCCCCCCUCCUCUGCCACUACCCCAAGCAACGAGGCGCACCGGGGAUCAUUCAUAAUCAUGGAGCAUUUGCAGCUGCGACCAUUCGCCAUGAUGGAUCCGGCCAAUCAGGAGCAGCUAGGCCGGUCACUGGCACAGCUGCACCUCGUGUCAUCUGCCAUGCCUGGGGUUCAGUUCGGUUUCAACUCGCCCACACGCCUGGGCGUAAUGCCUCCAGUCAACACGCCCCUCUCGUCCUCCUGGUCACGCUUCUUCCUCACCCACCGGUUACAAGACCGGCUCGACCGAGUUCUGGCUAGGUUCGGUGACGAGGCUCGGGAGCUUCAAGACAUCGUCCCGAGCCUGGUUGAGGCGUCUGAGCGGAUCCUGACAACCGAAGCUAUGGCGGACGUUCGGCCGAGCCUGCUUCAUGGAGACCUUUGGGUGGGCAACGCGGGGGUGCUUCGAUCGGGCGAGGCUGUGAUGUUUGAUCCAGCAGGCUUCUUUGGGCACUCUGAAUUCGAUCUCGCUUUUCAAGGUUGGAAGCCCGCGCCUGGCUUUCCUGGCUUCUCUGACUCAUUCUACGAUGCGUAUCACCAAGUGAUUCCCAGGGCGGCGGGGUUUGAGGAGAGGCAGAGCGUGUACCAGCUGUUUCACCUGCUAAACCACGUGCUCAUAUUGUUAAAGGAGGGGCAGUGGUGCGUGUUUCUGAGAAUUCUCAAAAACCAGCCGCAAGAGACCUCCACUUCCCCCCACCUCCUGCUUCAGUCAGAUAUCAUCGACCUCAUACUCCUGCGUCGACUCGAGCCAUCUUUGCAGGAGCGCCACUCUCAUCGCCACUUCAGCCGCCUCGUUCCCUCUCUGCAACACAUUCCCACACCUCCUGCUUCAAUCAUCCACCUCAUACUCACUCGUGGACUCAAGCCAUCUCUGCAGGAGCGCCGUUCGCAUCGUCACUUCAGCCGCUCCACUCCCUCUAUUCAGCACAAGGACAGUCACCAGUUGGUCUAA
Molecule: messenger RNA, 2304 nt
Organism: Closterium sp. Naga37s-1
Lineage: Eukaryota; Viridiplantae; Streptophyta; Zygnematophyceae; Desmidiales; Closteriaceae
Source: the annotation of a GenBank genome assembly